Messenger RNA from Trichobilharzia regenti, 3415 nucleotides. The record is from the annotation of a GenBank genome assembly. NCBI's taxonomy places the organism in Eukaryota, Metazoa, Platyhelminthes, Trematoda, Strigeidida, Schistosomatidae.
UAUUUCCAUUAGAAACAACUAAGUGAAUAUAUGCGAAAAUUGGAUGCAGCAAAUGUUUUCUAAAUUAGGACAUUUGUUUUAUUAUUCCAAGUAUACUUUUUUAUUUCACAAGAUCAUAAAGAGGGUUUUUAAAUGUUUUUUAUUUUUUCGCGAUCAAAUUAUGUGAACUGAAAGUCCAGGACUUACGGCCAUAUUAUAUAUAUUUGACACACAACUCAAUCAAACAAUAUUCUGUGUCAUAUGGAGGUUACUGAUUGUACGCACUCCCCUGAAUUAUUGUGAUUUUCAUUCUGGUCUAAAUUUCUAAUGAACUCAGUACAUGUGAUUUUUUCCUAUGUACAUAGAAAAUUUUUAUGAUGAUUGGAGAUGUAUUUAUUUACAAAGGAUAAAGGAUGUAUAGGUUUAUCAUUACUACGCUGUGAAAACACACAAAAAUUGUGCAAAUUAACAGUAAUUGAGAUGUUUAUUCCAGGAGAAUGAACUACAGGAGCUCUGUUAUACCAGAAGACUCUUCGGGAUAUGUGGAGUCUCUUAUGUCUAAUAAUUCCAAAUUUAAUAGUUUUUCGGGAACAGAUUUCGGCAUUUCUUCAACCAACGAGGGCGAAAAAGAGCUUAUCAGCUACUACAUUGUAGGUGUAUCAAUGAUAGGGGUUUGCUGCUUCGGUAUAGUCGGAAAUUUAUUGUCUCUCAUCGUUUUGACAAGACGUUCCGUUGGGGUUCCACUACAAAUACAUAUCUUAUCUCCUUAGCCGUAGCUGAUAUGUUUGUUCUUAUCGCAACAAUUCUUACUGCCAUAAAGGAUUCUAGAAAGCCAGUUGCAAGCAAGUUGUCUUGGCUUGCUUGGCAAGAUGCACCCAUUGUUCCACGGGCUUAUCCAUUUUGUCACGCUACGGCAGUAUUGUUUCAAGUAACGUCGGUAUGGCUAACCGUAGCAUUUGCUGCAGAUCGUUAUUUAAUGAUUUGUCAUCCAUUUUGGGCUAAACGUUGGUGUACAAUAAAACUUGCUAAAAUUGUAAUUAUUAUUAUUUAUGUGUUCAGUGUAAUCUAUAGCAUUCCACGGUAUUUUGAAUAUCAAAUAUUUGAGGUACAACUACCUAUGAAUGCAAUAGAUUGGAAUUUACAUGACAAUAAUAAUAAUAACGAUAAUAAUGCUGUUCAAAUUGAUGAGAAUUUAAGAAAUACAAAUGUUGUCUUUGUACAGAAUUUAUCUACUUCAUUUAAUACUACUUCUUCUGCGUCUACUGCUCCUCUUUCUCAUAUCUCGCCUGACAUGAAUAUCACUAGCCUUUAUGGGGAUUUCAGUUAUUCUAUGAAAACUAUACCUGUCAUCUGGUAUCGAUUAUCAGAAUUUGGUCAGUCGGAACAAUUUCGCAAGGUUUAUCAUUUAUGGUCAUGGGUGCUAUUAGUUGUCGGUAUACCAUUUGUAUCUAUUGCUAUCAUGAACACAUUUCUAAUAUUAGAAGUACGCAAGUCUAGUCGAAAGUGUGUUGAUCAGUUGAAGAAGCGAGAAUUUCGACGACAGGAUACAAAUAUUAUGCUUAUAGGUGUAAUUGUUAUAUUUUUUAUAUGUCAGCUUCCAGCUGCAGUCAGUCAUAUUGCCUGGGGUUUGAUUACACUAGAGGCUGGCAGUGGAAUGUCAUGGUUUCUGCUAAAUGAAAUUGGAAAUUUAUUAAUUGUUGUCAACUCUGCUAUAAAUCUUUUACCUUAUUACAUAUUCAGCCGAAAAUUUCGUCGACAUUUUGUACGUACCUUCUGGCCAUAUCGAUGUAUUCGAGAUAAUGGUCUCCACUGUAUUUACAUUCCAGAAUGGGCCACCAGAUCAAUGAAUCAUUAUGAUGAUGCUGAAGACUCUGAAAUGGCCGGCACUAGUACACUGCAUAAUUAUCAUCCUAGAAUGAAUAUGAGAAAUUUUUCCAAUUAUCGUCUUAGCAUUCAUCGGAAUAACAGUUCUAGUUAUCGACCACGACCUAGUCUUCCAUCGAAUAUUAGAACAAGUAGUUGUGAAUCACAAAAGCUAUUUUCGCAUAUCUUUAGACCUGUAUUUUAUAAUACACGACGUAAAAAAUCGAAAGCAGCAAGUCUUUCAUGUGAAUCAAAGCCAACGCUUCAAAUGCAAAUGCAAGACAGGGAAAAGGCGUAACAAAAGGUGUCCUACUUAAUCAAUGUCAAAAUGAUGAAGAGGCUAAGGAUGUGGCUGAAAAUCAUAAAAUACAAAAAAAGGAUAGUUUACCGUGUGAGAAUAAUAUCAAUAACAUUGACAACACAAACAACAGCAACAUCAACAAUAACACAAAGUCGUCUAGUUUGCAUACCCUACCUUAUCGUGGAUCGAAUUCUUCACAUUCUUCAGUUAGUUUCCAAAUUCGUGACAAUGUUAACCAAUCAUCAUCAUUAUCAUCAACAUCUAUGCCUUUACGCUUAUUACAUUGUAAGAAAAAAUCAAUAAGUGAAUUUAAAUUUAGUAAAAGUAAACGUUUCCAUAGUAAAUCAGAGGUAGAUUAUUCAACAAGGAAGUUAAAUAGAGAUUGUAAUGACGAUGGUAAUGAUGAUGAUCAUGAAGGCACUGCUGAUGAUAAAGAUAACAUAAAUAGCAAAAACGGUGAUAACGGUGAUAGUGAUACAGCUACACCAUCCACAGAACAUCUUCAAAGUCUAGAAGAAGUAUCGAGUAAUCCAGAUUCUGUAGAUAUUGCAUAAAAUUAUAUAGGAUUAUUGAUUUGGGUACUUUUUUUCAUUGCACAUAUAAAUGCACAAUUGUAAUGUGAUAAUAUUCUUUCUAUGAGUGCAUAAUAAUUGAUAAUAAUAAUGGUAACAAGAAUAAUUAUGGUUUUACAUAGCUUUUCUACACGUGUUGAAUACAUCUUGAAGACAUCAGUUUUAGAGAACUGCGGUGUUUCUAUGUGUAUGUGUGUGUGGGUGUGUGAGUGAGUACCUGUGUGCUUUUGUAAGUAGUCUUUCCACAGAAAAAGUCAUCGAAUCCAAUCAAAUAUAUCUAUAUAUAUAUAUACCUAUGCAUUUUAAUGGGAAUCUUCUUUGUGCAUCCAGAAGUUUUUGAUAAUUUUGCCCUUCGAUGGGUAAUAUAUAAUAAUAAGUGGGGAAUCUAGAUGUAUUUUGAUGUUUUCCUCUCAGAUUAUACAUACAUAACUUAACUAUAUACAUAUUCUAAUGUUUGUAUUUUUCAUUUUCGUCUUUUUGCACAUAUAAUAAUAGUAAUAAUAACAAUAGUACAAUAAGAAUGAGAACAGUAAACAUUUAAACGACAACAAAAACAACAACACGAAAUAAAGAGAUGAGAAAAAUGCACAUUGUACAUUAAAAAUCAAACUAUUUUUUAUUAUUAUUGCUUUCAUGAAUAUGACUGUUGUUCUUUGUAAAAAAGCGAAACAAACAAAAGAUAAUUGUGAUACAUAUCGAA